AUGUCAACUUACCACAAAGGUGAGAAAAUCUCUGAUUACUAUAAGAUUGAAGAGGAGCUCGGAAGAGGUUCAUUCGCUAUUGUCAGAAGCGCAAUUAACAAGAAGACUGGUGAGAAAGUUGCCAUCAAGAUCAUCGAUAGAUAAUCACUUGAGGAAGAGGAUGAAAUCGCCUUAUAGACUGAGGUUGAUAUCCUAUCACAGAUUGAUCACCCAAAUGUAGUGAAGUUAUAUGAGAUAUUCGACGAUAAAGAUUGCAUGUAUCUUGUAUUAGAAUUGAUGACUGGAGGAGAGCUAUUCGAUAGAAUCGUAGAAAAGGAGCAUUACUCAGAGAUGGAAGCUGCUGAGACCAUCAAACCCAUCGUUGAUGCCAUUAGAUAUUGCCAUAAUAUGGGAAUUAUUCACAGAGAUUUAAAGCCAGAGAAUUUACUCUAUGGUUCAAGAGAUUAGGCAUCUAUUAUCAAGAUUGCAGAUUUCGGUCUUGCAAGAUUCUUGCAGGGAGAAUUAGCAACAACUGCCUGUGGUACCCCAGGUUACGUCGCUCCUGAAAUUCUUGAAGGCAGAGGCUAUGGUAAAGAGGUAGAUUACUGGAGUAUUGGAGUCAUCCUCUAUAUCUUGUAAGUAUUAAACAACCCUAUAUAAAUAUAUUAAUUUAUUACAUGCAGACUUUGCGGUUUCCCACCCUUUUACGAUGAGAACAACCAAAAACUAUUCGACACAAUCAAAAAUGUUUAGUUUGACUUUCCAUCCCCCUAUUGGGAUGAUGUGUCUGAAGUUGCUAAGGACCUCAUCAAAUCCCUUCUUGUUAAGGAGCCAAGCUUAAGACUAAAUGCUGAGUAGCUCCUCUCUCACCCCUGGAUUAUAGGUGAUGGUACACCAAGAAAGUAACUUCCCAACGUUACACAACAAAUCAAAGAAUUCAAUACUAGAAGAAGAUUCAAGGUAAGUGAUCACUUCAUUUAACCAACUAUUUUUCAAAUUAAAAUACAAACCAAUGGAUUCAAAUCUUAAUUUCAAUUAUAGAGAGCAACCUACUUAGUCAUGGCUGCCAAUAGAUUCUCAAACAUCCUUAAGCUAAAGUGA
Stylonychia lemnae is the source of this 1080-nucleotide messenger RNA. NCBI's taxonomy places the organism in Eukaryota, Ciliophora, Spirotrichea, Sporadotrichida, Oxytrichidae. The record is from the annotation of a GenBank genome assembly.